AUGCGGAUACAACUACGGUCCGCCGUCCCUGGUCGCCUACGACCAAGAAUAUCACUAUACAACGAAGAGCCAUAUGACUCUCAAGCGAUUAGCCAAGUCAUCGACCAUGACACGAAUAUCUUAUCACCCGGUCCUGUGAUCGUCGUUGGUACGACACUAAAAGUCCCUGGCGCUUGUCAACUUGUCCGCAAUCUCGCCAAGAAGGCCAAGGCAAACGGUUCACCCGUGAUCUGGAUCGCGCCCGAUCGUCCGUCGAGUUAG
This is a messenger RNA of Anthostomella pinea, 261 nucleotides long. NCBI's taxonomy places the organism in Eukaryota, Fungi, Ascomycota, Sordariomycetes, Xylariales, Xylariaceae. The record is from the annotation of a GenBank genome assembly.